Arabidopsis thaliana (thale cress) is the source of this 1624-nucleotide messenger RNA. RefSeq names its product transmembrane protein, putative (DUF247). The coding region runs from base 34 to 1302 and encodes 422 amino acids. The transcript has a single exon. The record is from RefSeq and is marked reviewed. Lineage: Eukaryota; Viridiplantae; Streptophyta; Magnoliopsida; Brassicales; Brassicaceae.
CAAAGCUCUGGUGUAGUUGAAGUCAUAUAAGACAUGGAUCAGAAUCAGGGUAUUACAGUCCUUCCAGGUGAUGCCCUUGUGGAUUCCAUCAAAGAGAACUUGGAAUCUUUGUCUUCUCUUUCAACCAACUGUUGUAUCUAUAAGGCACCUGAGAGGCUGCGCAGAUUGAACCCCGAUGCUUAUUCGCCUCGGGUUGUGUCGAUUGGACCCUUACACUACGGUAAAGAAGAACUUCAAGCCAUGGAAGAUCAUAAACUUAGGUACCUACAGAGUUUUAUUCCUAGAACAGCCUUAAGUUUGGAAGACCUGGUAAGAGUUGCAAGGACAUGGGAAGAAAGGGCUCGCUUUUGUUACACAGAAGAUGUAAGACUUAGUAGCGAUGAAUAUGUGAAGAUGUUAAUCGUUGAUGCAAGCUUCCUAGUAGAACUUCUUUUGAGGUCUCAGUUUGAUGUAUAUAGAGGUAUGCUAGAUAGGAUAUAUGGGAAGCAAAAGAUGAUUGUCGAUGUGAACCAUGACGUUAUGUUACUUGAAAAUCAGCUUCCAUAUUUUGUUGUCGAGGGGAUGUUUGGAUUGCUACAUGUUGACUACCAUAGGGAACUUCCCCCUCUGACUCGAAUCAUUCACAACCACUUCAAGAAAUUCUGGAUGAGCAUCCCUUCAUUUUCGAGAAGCAUUUCUGAUUCAAAGAUCUGUCAUUUUGUUGACCUUCUGCGAUCUAUUCACCUGCCUUUGGUUUUGAGUUUUCCUGGAGGAAGCAUGAGGAUGAUGGACUCUGUACUGAGUGCAAAAGAGAUUCAAAAUGCCGGUGUUAAGCUCCAGCCCGCAGAUAACAACACCUGCGCACUUGACAUAAGCUUUGCAAACGGAGUCCUCACGAUUCCCAAAAUCAAGAUCAACGACAUCACAGAAUCUCUGUACAGAAACAUCAUCUUGUUUGAGCAAUGUCAUCGUUUAGAUGCUUACUUCAUUCAUUAUAUGAGGUUCCUCAGUUGCUUCAUAAGAUCUCCCAUGGAUGCUGAGUUGUUCAUUGACCACGGGAUCAUUGUGAACAGAUUUGGAAAUGCAGAAGACGUUUCGAGGCUGUUCAAUAGCAUAUUGAAAGAGACAAGUUACAGCGGGUUUUACUAUAAGACAGUCUAUGGGAAUCUACAAGCGCAUUGCAAUGCGCCUUGGAACAAGUGGAAAGCAACUCUGAGACGUGAUUAUUUCCACAAUCCUUGGUCAGCUGCUUCUGUUGUGGCUGCCUGUGUACUUCUCCUUCUUACUUUCGUUCAGGCUAUAUGCUCUAUAUUAGCUUUAUGACUUGUGAGACAGUAAAGGAUAAUCAAAUGUUGGGAAAGAGGAAUGUUAUAUAUGCAGAGAAUCUUGUAACAGAAGCAACAUAAGAUUACCAGUUAUGUGUGUGGGUUUGUUGAAUGUUGUAUGUGAAUCCAGUCGCCAUUAGACUGAGAUUAGGGAGAAAAGAAUCUGAGGGAUGUGAGGAAAGCUUCUAAACUCACUGAGAUUAGGGAGAUUAGAGUCUGAGGGAUGUAAGCGAAGAUUCUAAACCCAUUUGUUUUUUUGUGAUUCAUUGAUACUUUCAUUGUUUCUUUGUUUUUCAUCAAUACAAUUGUGGAUAAGCAAA